Periconia digitata is the source of this 2490-nucleotide messenger RNA. NCBI's taxonomy places the organism in Eukaryota, Fungi, Ascomycota, Dothideomycetes, Pleosporales, Periconiaceae. The record is from the annotation of a GenBank genome assembly.
ACACGACAACUCGACCAUCCUCGAAGCAGCAGGCUCCGUCUCGAAGUACGAAUGUCACCAAAUUCUGCUCCUGCAAAGGUAGUGCCCGCUCAGCUCUCAUUUCUCGCCAUAUACAAUCCCUCUCUUGGGGAGUCAGACGAGACAUUUCACAACCAAAUCGUCUUCUACUACUCCAAAGCCGCCAAAGCGCGCAACCGACUUCAUGGCAAGGAUACACAGGCAGAAAAAGAGUUGCGUGAACAAGAAAAUGAGAAAUUGCGCCAGGUUGGCCUAGCUCAGGGCAUGGUUGGCUUCGCCCGGAACUUCUCCACUGGUGCAGCCGUAGACUCGGUAGAGACGGAGAAAACCCGCAUCGUUCUCAAGGAGCUCGAGAAAGGCUGGUGGAUACUUGCUUCCAUUGACCUUACUCAACUUCCCAUACACAGCGCCGUGUCUUCGGGGCAAAACGGCGCGUCCACUCCCCAGCAAACCAUCGAGUACUCCUCCCGCGAAGUCAGCCCUCCUGCUCUCCUCUUGCAACAGCUCGUCCGCGCACAUAGAGUCUUCCUACUCCACCACGGGCCAUCCAUUGAGCAGUUGUACCAGAAGUCCCCGCGCGCUAAGUUCGUGGGAAUACUUGAAAGAUACUGGUCGCGUUUCGCGAAUAGCUGGGAUGUGCUUCUUCACGGAAGCCCCGCCGUUGAAUUAUACAACGGAGUGAAGCUCGCAGCAGGAGGAGAGUUGGGAAUGGGCGUUGGCGAGGAGGAAUGGGGUAGCGGGGAGCGACUUGUACUCGAAGACUACGUGAACAAAACGGAGGGCCUCGUUGACCUUAUGGUCUCGAGGUUUGGGGAGCCGUCCUCACUACAAGAGCAGAAAAAUUCGGUCGAGUCAAAGAAACUGUUGGGACAUUCAGCCGAGGAGUCUUGGGCUGGCAGCGGACGGAUUCCCGGGCCUGCAGAUGGCUUAGUCUUUUCUGGAGUCGGCGCUGUCAGUCGAGAGUCGCUUCGUGACUUGUCACAUUGGAUAGAGUCCAUAUAUGCUUAUGGAGACUACGCUUAUGGCGUGCGAGAUAACCCAACGAGUGACAGGAAACGGCGGCGGCGCAAAGAGCAAAAACAUUCUGAACCUUCUUCAAAACCAGCUGAACCUCCCAUGCAAGAACCAACCAUACCGAACAAAAGUCUUCCUCCAGGCAUACCACCGCCCAUCGUGAGAGCUGCAGAAACAUCCCUGAGCAAAGCAUCCGCGGCUGCUAGUACGUCCAACACAAACUCAAAGAGUGACGCCGCGCCCCUCCUGGGCUCAUUGGGUGAUUCUGAGAUGUGGGUGAAGUAUUUGACGUUGGGGUAUGGCACAGCAUGGGGUGCCGGCAAAGCCCAAGAGAGAACGCCAACUCAGGAAAAUGUCGAUGAGGUAAAAGAGGACGCAAUGCCUGCCAUGCGCCACGUGGACCCCGAGCCAGAUGUUGACGUGGUCACUGAGAGGCUCAAGACGCAGAUAGUAUCUGAGAACAACGGCUACUUUGCCAUUGGUCUCACAGGUGACAUGGACGAGAGUAGCAUCGAUGAUGAGAACGACGAUGGCGAGUGGAACAACCGUACCAUACUCCGUACUGUGUACGUCAAGGUUGAGUCGACUGCCGAGCCAAUGACACCUGGUAGCAUUGAGUAUGAAUUGGCUCACUUUGAAGAAGCGAUGCACAACCCCUCCAAGAGUCUUACUCUGGCUCGACUACGUCCUGUGGUCUAUGUGCAUCGACCUUUUGUCUACGCCUUCCUGUUCAAGCACGGAACUGGGUCUUUGAGCUUUGCGAAUUUCUACCGCAAUCUACAUACAUACUUCUCGCCUCUACAUCGUCCGCUGAGCAACAGCACCUCCCCUAAUAAGGUUGCUGCACGUCUGUCGGACGCCUUCCAUCCCUACACGACAUCAUCAAAGGAGGGUGGAGUAGCAGACAGGCAACCUAUAUACGAUCUCGCUUAUGACCCGCGAACGCUCACGGUUCAUUCUAGUGUACCUAAUAUACCGGAGCCCGGGACUCUGCUAGCAGAAGGGCUCGACAGUACAGGAAGUCCAUCAACAGCAGGUUGGAGCAGGGUCGAGGCGUUGAAUGUACAUUCCCAGAUUCUUGCUACGAUUACCAGUACUCGAAAAGAUCUUUCCGAGAUCGACCGGACGUGCAAAACCAGUCGCGGAUGGUGGGUAGUGUGGAUGAAAUUGCCACCAUCACAGCAUGAGGAAAGCAAAGGUCAAGAUGUCGAGGCACAGACGCAAGAUUUUGAUACAGAUCAGCUACGCGAGGCGUUCCUUGUGCGCAGAGCCCACGAUGCAGCCGGGGGACGUUCUACAAAGAGUUCUAGUGGACGGUUCGGCAGCGGCAUGUGGGGUGGAUCCUCAGCGCAGAGAACCGGCGGGGCGGCUGCUGGAUGGGGCCCGAAAGGGCUUGGAGAAGGGAUUGGAAUUGAUGCAAGGAGAUAUGUCGAGGGACUGUUGAGUCUGAAUCGGUGA